AACUCGAAACCACGACCUGAACGACCCUCGGGAUAUGAUGCAACUUGUCCUUCAGAAUCACGGCUUUCACCAAGUCCAGUAUUGCCUCACCUACUGUGUUACCCGACAAGUGAUGAUCUCGUCACACUCGCACUCACCCCUCAGCGCGAGAGGCCGCAAUGAGCGAGUGGGACCGAGCCGAGAGAGAGUAAGCAAUUCGGCAAUCCAAUCUCACGGCCCCUAACCCUUCCGGGAAGCUCAUUCGAUAUGACGAAGCCCCUCCCCUAGAGUCUCCGCAUCCUCUCGUGCCGAACAAUCAUUACUUGGCGUCCUCCUCCAACACCGGUGCAUAGACCCGGACUCGGUCCGCGAAGACCGGACUUGUGGACACUGCCCGGAGCUUUGUUAGACACAUUGUGGCCCAUUUCGGACUCGGUCGUUUCGACAGGCCCCCCACGUCAUGCCAAAUACCGGCAAGCCAAGCCCCAACUGCCAUCUCUGUCGCCAGAGGAGGGUCAAGUGCGAUCUGGCUCGGCCACAGUGUCAGCGAUGCAUCAAGUACGGGGUCUCGUGCCCUGGCUAUCGCGACGACCAGGACCUGCUGUUCCAACACACCGAUGCUGCCGCCUAUGAACGGCGCCGGCGGAAGAGGCAGCAGCAGAACCUCCCGCUGUCCGCAACGGACACUCUGGAGGUGAUUACUUUCACCUCGGUCUCUUCGCCGUCGUCCGCAUCGUCUUGGGAGUCCGAUAACUCAGCUUUCCGGUCUGUUGGUACAUCCCCCCUGCCUCUCUUGAGAACGGUUCGUCAACACUGGACAGCCGAGUCCGUACCGCUUGUUAUCGGCCUCUACUCGAGUUUGGAUUUCCUUCCGGGACUGUUCAGAGGCGUUGGGCAGGACCACUGCCUCCGUCUCGCCGCCCAUGUCUUCACGAGAGCCUAUGUCAUCAACCGCUUCAGGCCACAGACGGAUUACCGUGAGCUGUCCAUGUUUCUCGGCAACGCUCUGGCGUCAGUCCAGGACGCCAUAACGAGCCCCAGCACGUGCACCUCUGACUCCACAAUCAUCGCCGUGUGGCUGCUAGGGAACUACGAGCUGAUGAUGGGCGGCCUGGAGCGGCGGUCCUUCGUUACGAGCCAUGACCGAGGCUACGCUCCCGAGACUCCCUGGCACAUCCAUGGCAGCGGCAUCUUGAGCUUAAUGCGCGCAAGGGGCGACCGCCAGCUGUACACAAAGGCCGGCCGACAGAUCUUCUGGACCAUGCACAACAUGAUCCAAAUUCAGCACACCAUCACGAACACGCCGUGCCCACCCGAGUUCGACCACUGGCUCAACGUCAUAGAGCAGACCCUCCAGCCCGCCGAGGCUUUGUUCCUGCAUACUGGUCGGUACAUUUCCUCGGCAUGCUCUCUGCUGUCCAGGUUGAUCCCCAUCGUGCGGAACGUCGACUUGAAGCGGGCGUCCGCCGAGUAUGACCAACUCCUAUUCGAAUGCGAUCUUGCAGAGCUUGUCAUGUUGGAAUGGAUGAGAACAUCCCCCGAAUACCUAGUCGACCCCGGUCCUGUCCACACCUACUUCUGGGACUCGUGGCGCAGCGCGCGCAUCAAAUUGCACCAUAUGAUCAUCCUCCUCGCUAACCUCGUCGAGCACGCACCAGAUUGUGCUUUCGAUCGUGGAGCGUUGCAGUCGCGAAGACGACUCAGCGCGGAGAUCAUUGCGGUCUCAGGCCGGGAUAUCGUCGACGGCAUCCCGCCAUCGCUGGGCGGCAAGUCGUCCGCUUCUGACCCGCGUUCGCCGGCGACCUACCUUGAGGCCGUCCGGCUGGUAUGGCCGCUGAGCCAUGUGUACGUCAUUCCGACAGCGCCGCGGCACCUGCGGAUCGCCGCGAAGGCGGCAUUGCUGCGAAUUGGCAAGGAGAAUGGAAUAUUGACAGCCUUGAGGCCGCGAGCGGGCGGUGCUCUUUUCCCGUCCGAGGCUCUAAAAGGCAUGCCGGUGGAUGACUUGGGCGACGGAGAUGGUUGAGAUGGUUAACUGUGUGACGGAAGUGAAGGCAGGCAGGCUGUCCCUAAAUGUGGCAGAGAGCUGGACAAGACCUAACAAUGGUUGUUAUCAAUCGCUCUCUGCUUUCACCACCUCAGUUCUUGAUGGCCUAUAUGGAUCCCUUGGUGAUAGGCCUGGUGCGUGGUGCUGUCACCGUAGCACUUCACGUUGCUGCUUUAGGGCUGACCUGUCUGUCGGAACGGAUCGAGAGACCAUGGAAGACAUGGUGAAACGGGCGAUAAACAACUGAGACAAGCAACACCGGCAUAGCCCCUUUGGUUAUUCUUGCUCUAUCUUGUUCAAGACGGCCACCAACACGAGUCAACGACUGGACCUCCCUUCCGCCUCCUGAUUGGCCAUCAUACGGCCAAAAACAGCAGAGUUGACCUAAGCCCACGCAGCUCGAGCAGAAUCUCUGGCAAGUAUUGCCGCAA
Molecule: messenger RNA, 2454 nt
Organism: Colletotrichum destructivum
Lineage: Eukaryota; Fungi; Ascomycota; Sordariomycetes; Glomerellales; Glomerellaceae
Product: Putative zn(2)Cys(6) fungal-type DNA-binding domain-containing protein
Exons: 4
Coding region: 440-2002 (520 amino acids)
Biological process (GO): regulation of DNA-templated transcription
Molecular function (GO): zinc ion binding; DNA-binding transcription factor activity, RNA polymerase II-specific
Source: RefSeq, a predicted model, not a curated record